AAACUUUUAACUCACAAGUAAAUUUUAUUUUUUCUCACGCCACCGAAGACUUCCUUCUUCUACUGCACUUUUUUUCUUUCUCUCACUUUCUCGGAAAGUAUUCUCUUUUCCUUUUAACGUUCCUUGCUCAUUUUCUGUCACUUCCUUGGGAAAAGAAUGUAUCACGGAAUGGUAAAAUGCCAGAAAAUUCGUCAGAUAGUUCGGAUCCGACAAAUGCUGAAGCAGUGGCGAAGGAAUGCCCGGAUAACGGCCAACAACAACAAUAACGGACACGCGCCGUCUGAUGUUCCUGCUGGACACGUGGCGGUCUGCGUGGGCACCAGUCUCAGGAGAUUUAUCGUACGCGCGACGUACCUUAACCACCCCAUGUUCAGAAAACUCCUGGUACAAACUGAAGAGGAGUACGGUUUCAACAACGUUGGACCGUUAACCAUCCCAUGCGACGAGUCGUUGUUCGAGGAGAUUCUCCGAGCCGUAUCCCGAUCCGACUCGGGCCGGUUCUCCACAUUCGAGGUUCUUCAGAGAUGCUGCCAAGUCGGCAUGAAGGAUAAACUCGGGGGUUUAGGCGAAUCUCGACCGUUGCUUCAUGGGGUCGCCGAUAAAUCAGUGUACUAAAAGCUAAUGCAAGCAUAUAAUGAAGACAGAUCCUCCUUGGUUGACUCAACCAGAGUUGGAAGCGCUAACAGUUUUACUGAGUUGAUUAUGUUUCAUUAUGAUUUAUUAGAGUGAUUAGUGGGUAAUUUUGAAGUUCUUUUCCUUACAAUGAUUAUGAAGGAGAUGGCAAAGAGGGAUUGUUUUUACCGAGUCAUCCCGAGUGGAAAAGAGUGACGAAGCUUAAGCAUAAUUUAUUUAUUAUUUCCAUAUUGUAAAUCCAAUGACUUUGAGUUAUUAUUUUUGGAAUUUUAGAGAUACUAUAUAUAA
Messenger RNA from Gossypium arboreum, 921 nucleotides. RefSeq names its product auxin-induced protein 6B-like. The transcript has a single exon. The record is from RefSeq and is a predicted model, not a curated record. Gene Ontology annotation, biological process: response to auxin. Lineage: Eukaryota; Viridiplantae; Streptophyta; Magnoliopsida; Malvales; Malvaceae. Bases 157 to 615 code for a protein of 152 amino acids.